CAAUAACCUUUCAGAGCUCAACCUUGAACUCGGUACGAAAGCGCACCUUCAUGCCUCUGGCUUUCAUCGAAGGCAUCAAAGAGGCAAAGCUCAAGCUAAGCCAUGGCGAACGAAACCGAGCCAGCAAAGCUUCUGCUAGCUUACCUACAACGAGCUGAUGAGUUACAGAAACAUGAGCCGCUUGUCGCAUACUAUUGCCGAUUAUAUGCGAUGGAAAGAGGGUUGAGGAUUCCUCCGAGCGAGCGGACCAAGACCACCAAUUCGCUCCUUAUCUCUCUCAUGAACCAGCUUGAAAAGGAUAAGAAGGCAUUGAAGUUGGGGCCUGAAGACAAUUUGUAUCUAGAGGGAUUUGCAUUGAAUGUUUUCACAAAGGCAGACAAGCAAGAUCAUGCUGGACGAGCGGACUUGAAUACUGCAAAAACAUUUUAUGCAGCAAGCACUUUCUUUGAGAUUUUGAACCAGUUUGGUGCACUUCAGCCUGAUCUUGAGCAGAAACAGAAGUAUGCAGCCUGGAAAGCUGCAGAUAUAAGGAAAGCCCUGAAGGAAGGAAGGAAGCCAAUCCCAGGGCCUCCUGGUGGGGAUGAAAAUCAAUCAAUUCCACCAAUUACACCCAGUGCUUCACAUGAUUUCCAAACGCGUGAGACUACUGUAACUGGUCCAGCAUCAGAUUCUGGUCCAUCACCUCAGUUCCCUGAUAACCAUUAUUCUACAAAUGUUCCAAUGCCUCCUCAGUUCCAUGAUAACAGAUCAGAUUCUGCAGAUAUUACCCCAUCAGGUCCUUCCCAUGACUUUCAUCAACCACCUCUGUUGAGUAGAUCAGAAAGUUCCACAUUUUCUAACCCUACUCCUGGUUACCCUUCCCAUGAUUAUCAUCCGCCACCUCCAAUAAACAGAUCAGACAGUUCUCAAUUUUCUCAGUCAUACCACCAUCAAUCUUACCAACAGGAGCCCCAGCAGCAUUUGCCUCAUAAUUACCCUUCUCAUGAUGCUCCGUCUUUCAACUAUCCGAAUUUCCAGUCUUAUCCAAGUUUUACUGAGAGCAGUCUUCCAUCAGUACCGACUCAUUAUCCUUCUUACUACCAAGACUCUGAGACUUCAUACUCUUCUCCCCAUUCAGCUCCUCCCAUAGCAGGCUACCCAUCAACUUCUGAGUACACCUCAAGCAGCAGAAAUGGGACUACCUCAGUACCUGUCCCAAUCGCAGUUGAAAAAUACCACUAUGACAGCAAUUACCAGCCUGCACCUGAGAAAAUUGCUGAGGCACACAAGGCUGCAAGAUUUGCAGUUGGAGCCUUGGCAUUUGAUGAUGUAUCUGUUGCUGUAGAACACUUAAAAAAGUCUCUUGAGCUGCUGACAAAUCCAUCAGCUGGUCAUUAAGUUUUGUGUUCUUGGAUGUGACCAAAUCCAGUGGUGUUCAUACCUGUUUUUCUAGUUUUGUAUGUGUCAAUAAAACUAUGCAUCUAUACUUUUGCUAUACAAUUUAUAUAUACAAAUGAUGUGUCAUCA
Mangifera indica (mango) is the source of this 1506-nucleotide messenger RNA. RefSeq names its product protein HOMOLOG OF MAMMALIAN LYST-INTERACTING PROTEIN 5-like. NCBI's taxonomy places the organism in Eukaryota, Viridiplantae, Streptophyta, Magnoliopsida, Sapindales, Anacardiaceae. The record is from RefSeq and is a predicted model, not a curated record. The coding region runs from base 103 to 1377 and encodes 424 amino acids. Gene Ontology annotation, cellular component: multivesicular body. Gene Ontology annotation, biological process: late endosome to vacuole transport via multivesicular body sorting pathway. The transcript is spliced from 6 exons.